Hypoxylon trugodes is the source of this 348-nucleotide messenger RNA. RefSeq lists its product as uncharacterized. The transcript has a single exon. Bases 1 to 348 code for a protein of 115 amino acids. The record is from RefSeq and is a predicted model, not a curated record. Lineage: Eukaryota; Fungi; Ascomycota; Sordariomycetes; Xylariales; Hypoxylaceae.
AUGUCCAACUUCAAGUUUUACCUCAUCCUUCUCAUCUGUGCCUACGUACUGGGACUCGUGGUUUACAUUUUCUGCGAUUGCGCCAGGGCGGCCUGGAACGCAGUUCUAGAUGAGAUACGCCGACAGCGAGAAUCAGCGCAGCAAUUCACUGGCAACACCACACGCAAGCACGGAUCGAGCAGCAACCGCGUCUCCAACAACCAAGACCCUUCCCGAGUCCAACACUCUUCAAGUGCCCAAGGACCCAGAGAUGAAUAUAUUUGUCCACAAAUUUUCCAAUCGGAAAUGACCGUAAUCGAUGGCAACCUCACCUACACUGUACACAUUCGUGGUAAUACGCAGAUAUGA